Alternaria postmessia is the source of this 315-nucleotide messenger RNA. RefSeq lists its product as uncharacterized. NCBI's taxonomy places the organism in Eukaryota, Fungi, Ascomycota, Dothideomycetes, Pleosporales, Pleosporaceae. The record is from RefSeq and is a predicted model, not a curated record. The transcript has 3 exons. The coding region runs from base 1 to 315 and encodes 104 amino acids. Gene Ontology annotation, biological process: mitochondrial electron transport, ubiquinol to cytochrome c.
AUGGCUCUCGGACCUUCUGACAUCCACGCAAAGACCAAGACCACAUGGCACAUCGGCUCAUGGGGUAACCCCUACGAGGGUGGUGGCCGACCCGGAAAGGGCGUCGUCACCUACGCACUGAGCCCCAACCGUCAGCGCCCCAUGGCCACCUUCAUCGGCAAGGGCUUCUGGAACGUCGUGCGCCGCUCGAGGAACCAGGUCCUCUACUUCAUCCCACCUCUGGCCAUCGCAUACGGCACUAUGCAGUGGGCUAUCGAGAAGAACGAGUUCCUCAACUCCAAGACUGGCCGCGCCCUGUACGGCGACGAGGAGUAA